UGUGUGAGUGUGUGUGUGUGUGUGUGUGUGUGUGUGUGUGUGAGCAUGCGUGUUGCGAAGCGGUGAACAUGUGCACGAAAGUUUAAAAACACCAUUGAGGCUGUGGCUCCACAAGAGAGAGAGGCUGCAGUGUGCAGCUCCGGGUCCCGCUGCAGGUGUUGCGACUCGCUGCAGGUGUUGCGUCUCGCUGCAGGUGUCCCCCCCCCCAGUCUCCGUCUGACCCACAGCUGCCAAGGUCACCCCAAGUUGAAAGAACACUUCCCUCUUUCUUCCCUCUCCCUGAUAAUGUCAGACCAUUUUGCCAAGAUGACGCUGGCCACCCCCCCGUCCUCCCGCGGCCCCUCCCACCAGAAGGUGUGCCACUCCCAGACUCAGACGGACGUGCUGAAGCCGCUGCUGGGCGGGGCGGGGUCCGGGGUCCACUCGGUGGCCCAGCGGCGGCGCCGACGCAUCCUCUCCAAGGACGGGCGCAGCAACGUGCGCAUGGAGCACGUGAGCGGGCGGGGCGCUCUCUACCUCAAGGACCCCUGGACCACCUUCGUGGACAUGCAGUGGCGCUACAAGCUCAUCCUCUUCCUCGCCACCUUCGUCGGCACCUGGUUCAUCUUCGGCCUGCUCUGGUACCUGCUGGCCUUCCUGCAUGGAGACCUGCUAGAGUUUGAGCCUGCAGCCAACCACUCGGUGUGUGUGAUGCAGAUGCAGACUCUGACCGGAGCGUUCCUCUUCUCCUUGGAGACACAGACCACCAUCGGGUACGGGUACCGCUGCAUCACCGAGGAGUGUCCGUCCGCCAUCAUCCUCCUCAUCCUCCAGCUGCUCAUCACCACCGUCAUGGAGAUCUUCAUCACUGGAACCUUCCUGGCCAAGGUGGCUCGACCGAAGAAGCGCGGUGAGACGAUUCGGUUUAGCCAGCACGCCGUGAUCUCCAGUCACGACGGGCGGCCGUGUCUCAUGAUCCGCGUGGCCAACAUGCGCAAGAGCCUGCUGCUGGGCUGCCAGGUGACGGGUAAGCUGCUGCAGCCGUGUGUGUCUAAGGAAGGGGAGACAGUGCGUCUGGAGCAGAGGAACGUGGCCUUCAGCGUGGACACGGCCAGCGAGAGCCCCUUCCUCAUCCUCCCCCUCACCUUCUACCACAUCAUCAACAGCAGCAGUCCACUACGGGCCUGGGCCGCCAAGGGUGGGGGCUGGUCAGACCCUGGGUUGGCUGACUUUGAGCUGCUGGUGAUGAUGAGCGCCACGGUGGAGCCCACCUCGGCCACCUGUCAGGUGCGCACCUCAUACCUGCCCGACGAGAUCCUCUGGGGCUACGAGUUCCCGCCCGUCGUCUCGCUCUCCCCCUCAGGGAAGUACGUCGCCGACCUUGCAUACUUCGACAAGGUCAACAAGACCAAGACCCCACCCCUCUUCAAGCAGACGCCGCCAACACCUAAUUGCCAUGGUUACUCCAGUGGCGGGGAGGGCGGGACAGAGGGGAUGGACCCCGAGAAGAUCCGAUUGGAGCAGAGCUACCGGGAGGAGGAGGGGGCGGGGGCUGAGCGAGCAGGGAGGGCGAGAGAGACCAGCCCACUCAGUGUCCGCAUCAGCAACGUCUGAACACACACACACACACACACACACACUCACACACACACACACACACACACACACACACAC
Molecule: messenger RNA, 1653 nt
Organism: Clupea harengus (Atlantic herring)
Lineage: Eukaryota; Metazoa; Chordata; Actinopteri; Clupeiformes; Clupeidae
Product: ATP-sensitive inward rectifier potassium channel 10-like
Biological process (GO): potassium ion import across plasma membrane; regulation of monoatomic ion transmembrane transport
Cellular component (GO): plasma membrane
Molecular function (GO): inward rectifier potassium channel activity
Source: RefSeq, a predicted model, not a curated record